GUUGGUGUUGGGAUAAUCUACACUCGUAAACAGGGUUGAACGUUGAACGUUGAUCCAAAGCACCAGCCAAUUGCCUGCAUACCGGAGCAAGGUCAGAAGCUCGCAACGCGAUCCCCUAGCACAAAUACGUCACAACACCAAUCCGACAGUUCGCACGGAAUUCUUUUUGUCUUUGAUCAAUCCUUCGUGAUGCUAUUUAGUUCCAUUGCGAGAACAAUGGAUAAACUGCUAUGCCACUUUAGGGUAAUAAUGGAGCAAGCUGGUUUUAUAAAGAAAACUCUACGGGCCAGUGGACUCGGUAAUUGUAACUAAUCUCACUCCUUUGCUCAAUCUUGUGUUCGCGAUAUCCUGACUAUAAUAUUAUCAUGGACAUAUUGGCCUCCAUAUCUGAUUUCCUUAAUGCUGCAUCAUUGGACGGCGAUCCCCCAAGUUGCGCUAUGGCUAACGACGACCCCAUACUCGUAGACGCCGAAUAUUAUAUGGGAAAUCGCGCGCAGAACGGUUUCUGUAUAAUUAUUUAUUAUGAUUUCUCUUGUCUCAGCUUGAAGCGCGAGACCUUUUUUUUCGUUUGCGCAAGGCGCGAUGGGCCGGGACCGUCUCUUGACCAUACCCUGGUCGUCAAUAUACCCCAUUCGACCUUCGUCGUUUACAUAAUUUAUUUGUGCCUUUCUCUCGUCUCACUUGAAGCGCGAGACCCUUUUUCGUUGGCGCACGACGCGAUGGGCCAGGCCCUUCUCUUGACCAUACUCCCAGUGGUCGCCAAUAUACCCCAUUUGGCCAUCGCCACUAUUUGUUCUUUACUUGGACCUUUCUCUCGUCUUAGUUUGCAGCCCGGGUCCCUUAUUUCGUCUCUGCACGACGCCAUGGCGAGCUGCCAUUUGAGAUUUCAUAAGCAAAUAGGACUCAUGGUAUUCCCAAACCACUCUCUUGACCCUACUCUGGUCAUCGACAUAUUUAUUCGACCUUCAUCUUUGUCCAUUAUUUACUGUUGCCUCGGGUUCAUUAUGUACUUCGGUCCAAACCCUGAGCCCCGCUUUAUUAUUCUGUGGUUGAUUGAUCGCACUCCGUCCUACUGGGGCACAGGUUAUGAGUCAUCAGUCAUCAUUCAUCCAGCUAGUGCGAGCUGGGGAGCUCAUUGAUUGCAAGCAAAGCCUGCUUAUGAGAACAAGCAAUACAGUAGUGAAAGUGAUAGGAAAGUGCACCAUGGAUACGUACUAGUAGCAAACUAUAUGUUGGUGAAUAAACAAUCAAAUACGAUGCCUGUACGGCAAAUUAUUAGUAUGCACAGAUCGAAGACAACAAUGAGUAUAU
Suillus subaureus is the source of this 1311-nucleotide messenger RNA. RefSeq lists its product as uncharacterized. Bases 366 to 1139 code for a protein of 257 amino acids. The transcript is spliced from 5 exons. Lineage: Eukaryota; Fungi; Basidiomycota; Agaricomycetes; Boletales; Suillaceae. The record is from RefSeq and is a predicted model, not a curated record.